Exophiala spinifera is the source of this 1002-nucleotide messenger RNA. RefSeq lists its product as uncharacterized. The transcript has 2 exons. Gene Ontology annotation, molecular function: catalytic activity. The record is from RefSeq and is a predicted model, not a curated record. The coding region runs from base 1 to 1002 and encodes 333 amino acids. Lineage: Eukaryota; Fungi; Ascomycota; Eurotiomycetes; Chaetothyriales; Herpotrichiellaceae.
AUGGACCUCCUCGAGAAAAAGAACGUUCACGUCUCCCGCGGCUUCACAUACAACUGUUAUGUCAAAGUCGCCAGGCCCGGCCUUCCCACAUUGCUCAUGAUCCAUGGCUUCCCCGACUCACCUGAAGAAUUCUCCGAUGUCGUCCGCGACUAUCUUCUUCCCAACGGGUACGGCAUCAUCGCAAUCGACUGUCUGGGAUAUGGUGGAACCUCGAAACCGGCAGAGCGAGAGGCAUACGACUACCAACUGCUGGCCCAGGAUAUGAAGGAGAUCAUCGACCAUGAAGGUGUUGACAAAGUCGUCAGCACAGGACACGAUUGGGGUUCUCCGCUCGCUCAGCGCUUCUACAACUUCCACCCCGACCGUGUGAUCGGCUUGGUGUUGCUCAACGCAGCAUAUAACGCGCCGUCCAUAACGCCCUUUGAUCUGGAUGCGGCCCUGAAGAUGUCCGCCAAGAACUUUGGCUACGGCACAUUCUGGUACUGGAAGCUGUUCACUGCGCCUGACGGUGCGACAGUUCUAGACUCCCACCUCGACUCUGUGUGGACUUUACUCCACGCGGCCGAGCCGGAGCUCUGGCUUCGGACGCUGUGCAAGGAGGACGGGGCUCGCGAUUUCGUCGAGCAAGACACAAAGGUGCCGGUCAUGCCCUAUGCCACUGAAGAACGGCGGCGUGCGUGGUUCGACAGAUUCGCGUCUGGCAAUUUGGAUGCGCCGCUCAAUUACUACCGAGCUGCUACCUUUGGAUCUCAAGACAAGGCAAUGGCCGCCAUCCCCCGCGAGAACUACGUGGUCAAGGUGCCGCAUUUUUUCUGGGGUGGUAUCAAGGAUUGCGUCUGCCGCACCGAGAUAUGUGACGCCAGUAUCAAAGCCGGUUGGACGCCAGACUGUACCAAAAUUCUGGUCGACUCGGGACAUUGGGCUCACUUAGACCGGCCAAAGGAGUUUGGCGAGGCGUUGCUGGGUUGGCUGAAGGCAAAGUUUCCCACAUCUCAUCUCUGA